UGAAGAAUGUGAUUGACUGCUAUUGAUGUUUUCAAGGAAGCCUUCAGAUAUUUGCUAUAUCAUUGUCAGUGAUCCUGCCCAAUCAGUCAACAUACCUGUAUGGACUGACAGGUGAACAAUGAAUCAUACAUCUACGGAUCAAGUUUCAGUUUAAUUCAGAUUUGCACACUGUACCUUAUUCUCAGAAUUGCAACUUCUUGGGAUAAUGUAACUGAUUUGAAUAUACUCGGUGAAGUUUUUGUGUGGUGAAACAGUAUUAACUGUGCCUUUAUGUGCUGAAAUUGUCGUGGAAAAAGUUCACAAAGCAGAUGAACUGUUUUGUUGAUUAAUUAAUUAUUUAAUGAAUUAAUUAGGACUUGUGUGUGAAGUGAUUGUGAUGUGUUUCGGACAGAAGAAUAGUGGUCAUUCAUCACUUGAAACUAACUGGAGAAGCGUUUGACUUUAACCGUGUCAAGGUCAUAUUUGGACCGUUUUUAACUCAGUGUUUGUGUACAGUCUUAAGUCUGCUGUGCGUUCCCUGAUUUACCUUCAACACUCAAGUGUUACCUGUGUGAAGACGCCGGAGAACGUUUAGUCGGCCUGUUGUUGUGUUUAGCUAAGUACAGACUUACGGGGGACGACACGCUGUCACGAUCCGUCAGCUGUCUAUUCGAUGCGCUGGAGCAUGUGCUGGCCUAUUGACAGUUAGCAUAUUCAGGUCUCAGUAUAACCAGUCUCUUUUCAACGGGCUCUCACAAUACAUAUAUAUAUAUAUAGGAGAGCACAUACACUUCAGGUAAACUUUUAGUUCAUUUAACAAUAAAAGGGAUCUAUGCGUUCCCGGCCUCACUCCUUACAGAACAGGGUGGAGCAAAAUUCACGAGUCCAUGCAGAUUCUAUAGCCACUUGCAUUUUUAGUGCAAGCCUUGGACUUUGUACACGGGAAUUUAAGUCAUCAUUGAACUUUUUGACUGUCUGAUUGACUGUUUAAACAAUGAACAAGCAUGAAGUCUAGAAAUCAGGCCACCUGAAAGUCAUGCUGGCUUAGAUAUACAGAUCUUUUUUUUUGGAUCAAUUUGUGAAAUGACGUAACCAGUGAAAUAUAGGACUGUGUUGGUGAAAUCGUGAAGCGGACACUCGCAUACCGACGGAAAAAUGGGGACGUCAUUUUCAUCUGUGAACCUCGGAGAAGAGGAAACAGAGGUGUAUUCGCCAGUGUGCUGUUUUCGCUCAAAGUCUCGUCCUGAAGAAGUCGUGUGCCAUCUGUCAUGGCAGAGGUCAUCGCUAAGGGAGUCGCAGCAAGGGAAACCCGGACCACCUGAAGGAAUAGUUAAAGUGGAGGAGAUUACCCAUAAUUCCAUAGUGCUGUCAUGGUUGUCUCCCUUGAAUCGUGGACUCGGCCAUAUCUUGGCUUAUCAUGUGGAACGAUAUGCACAGAAGGAUAAAAAAUGGCAGACAGUGACUGAAACAUGUCAGGGAACAAGUUACAAGGUGCGAGAUUUGUCCCCUGGCACAAAGUAUUUGUUCCGCGUUCGUGCAGAGAAUAUGCAUGGAGUCAGUAGACCUGGUUUGGAGUCUGAUCCGAUUGUGCUUCCACUGAAUGAUUGUGUUGACUCCGUGACCUCCGACAUGCCAACGACCUUCACACGUCGGGGCAGUAAUUUCCUGGAUUCUGACAGCGGAGUGAAGACAAUAGUGAACCGUUCUCUGGACGGCAAUGACAACCUUGAGCAAUGGUCAUUUCCACGACAACAAAAACGUCGCCGUUCAACAUUGGAUUCGUUGUUAAAAAGACCUUAUAAUACGUCGCCUCGUAGAAUGACAUAUUCUCCGGGAUUCAGAGACUCCAUGAGAAUUGUAAAACAUAAUCCUUUGUUUAGUGACAGUUUUGAACAAUCCCCUGAACCUUUUCCAGCUAAAAAAUUGCCUUUGAACAUGCAACCUCAGCUGAAUUCCUCGACAACAGAGUUAUUAUCUCCUUCAUCAGGAUCUCAGGAUCAGAUCACCGCAUUUCAGAACGACCUUGACAAGGAUGAAGAUGAGGUAGAAAUGGCGGUCAUAAUCACAAAAGACAUUUUGCCAACAGUGAACGCUAGUUUCACCAGCCAAAAUAGCCAGAACAGUAAAAUAACAGACACGUCCCAAAACACAGAAUCCUUUUCAAAUCCAGCCAAGUUCUCAGUUGGAGAUACAAGUGUUGAAGAGGUUCCUGUGACUGGUAGCUCUGUGAACAGUGAAAACUCCAGGAAGUCUGUUUUGGCACAUUCAGCCUCAGCUGAGGCAUUGCCGCUUCAAGGUCAUGAGAGACUGUAUGAAUUUGAUCUUGAUGAUACGGGUGUGAAAGUACCCAUGAAGAGACUUUCCUCUUCCAACAAUGGCAGGUUUAACAUUCGGAAACCGCUUCAUGCGAAACUCUUCCUCCCUCCGGGCGAGGACAGUUUGGAUGAAUACGACAUCGAUGAAACAGGCCAGAAAGUCCCAAUGCAGAAAACAAAGCCCUCCGCGCAGUCAGAGGAAGAGCCACUGAGUGAUGCCAUAGAUGAAAUCGUUCACAGUUUAACGUCCUUGUAUCACAGCCAGUUGUCUCUGUCGGAGAACAAGGCGGAGCCACUUCCUCAUCAAGAGGAGAUAAAUCUGCCAACUACUCUCACCAAGAUUAAUCAGAAGGUUGAUGCAGUUAUUGAACCUUUGACGAGCGAGUAUGAUGGAUCGGCGUCAGACAGCGACGAAGGGAGAUCAACCAUUCCUCCCGUUCUACCUGUGUUCAUUGAGACGGAUUCUUCGUGCGAUGAUGAUCCAACAGACACUUCUGUGUCCUCACACAAAGAAGUCUCAUCAGAUUCCGAGCCAGACGACGAGGAUGUGGACUCUGACUCAGAACUUAGUUUAACCGACUAUUUCGGAGACGAAUCCGAUGAUAGUGCUGAUAUUGACUCGUUCGAUGAAGGAGAUGAAAAGCAUAAUCCACCAAAACAGUUGGACACAAGCAAGGAUAAAUUUCCCAAAGGAAAGUCUGUGUCACAGCAACAGGAAGUCAACGCUGAAGUACAUGCAGCUCAUGCUCCGCAAAAGGUCAAGUACAAAACCCAUCACAGAAGCAGUCUUGUUAUCGAAUCAGAUUCACCUGUUAGCGAGCCAAACUCAUUUCCAACCCCACGCACCUUUAAGCACAAGUUGGGCUCCAACCAAAAGCUAAACUUGAAGCAGGAAGUGGUUCCAGGAUCUGAAAGUCAGCUGACUGUAGUGAAGAAGAUAGAUUCCAAUCCUGUCUUAGCGACUGUGUUCUUGGACAUGGAAAACCCUGAUUCUACGGCUAAUUGUGUUACACCUAACAGGCAGAGUUUGACGUCCAUCAGGAGCUCGAGCAGUAGCCUGCAAAAUGCGAUGAAACCUUGGAAUUUUGAGGAAAAUGCCCAUUCUCGAGAGGAAAAGUUGAGUGAAAAUUUGCUGCAAAAUGCCAAGGCAAACUGUAAAACGAUUGAUGUUGAUGUAAAUGGGGCGAUCAAACUGCAAGAGGCUGAUGGGAUUGAUGAGGAAGCUUGGCCAUCUCCUCCUGGGUCAGACGAGGGCGUUGACAUGGAUACGACCUCUGACACUGAGGUCAUAAUAAUCCAUUCCACAGAAGUUAUCGACCGUCUUCAGGAAUUAAUGGCCAAAGAUCCGAAGCUUGCAGAAAUGCUUUCCCAGGACCCAAGAUUCCAGCAAGCACUGAACACAAAUAAAAUCCUCAAAGAGAAACCAGCUCGCGAAGCAAAACCAAAAGUUUCAUUUGCUGGUGACAAAAAGCUGUAGUGCGAUGAAGAGCAUUCCGUUGAGGUUAUUGUGGGAAGUCAUGUUAAUACUUAUGAAAUGAGCAAAAGCACAUCUACUGAAUUCAGAUUUUCAGCAAUAAUGGCAGCUAUCUUUGUGGGAAACCAUUGACAUGUGAAACCUAUCUAAGACUUAUCUUUAAAUUUCCUUUGGAAGUCAAACGUCAUCAAAAUUUGGCAUCCUGUAUUUCAUUUAAUCCCAGAAAUCAUUGUUUUACUUCAGAAUUUAUAUCUCUAUUUCAUGUAUCACAGGUUUCAUAAUAUUUUUUUUUUAAUUUACGAUACAAUCUCUUGUUUCUGUUUGAAAUGGUGAAUGGCGUCUUAAAAAGUCUGAAUCUAAGGAAGGUAACUGCAAUAUUUUAAGACGUCCAUGCAAUGCAGUUCUUAUAUAGAAUAGGGUGUUUUUUUUAUCAGUGGCAUCAGGUCUAUUGAUCUUAGGAAACAUUCCUGAAAGAACGUUGACCAAUAAUAAGGGCUGUACUUAUUCACUGCUGGUCAAAUCCUUGCAUGAAUGUAAUUUUUGAAUUCACUGGAAUAUACAUUUUUCUACUGUUGUUGCUACCAAAUUGGUGUACUGUAUCAAAUGCUAAAAUGUAAUAGAUGACUUGGUACGGAUUGUUUUUAGUGCUUUUUAAUAUUGCAUGAAAGUUGUUUGACUGGCAUUUGAAUAGUGAAUAAGAGUUUAAUCCCGUGUAAAUUAGCAUUUACAGAAAUUUCAAAUGCCAAGCUUAGCUGUGCAAGCAGUUUCUUACAGCAUUGAGAGUAUGUAAUUUGUAACUUCCACAGUUAAAAUGGCAAUGAAAAUUUAAGUUUUUUUUUUUAAAAUAAUGGAAUUCUGAAAACUUUUUUAUUUACAUUUUAUGGGUAAAUUUGUAACCCAAGAUAUGUUGGCAAUAACUUAACCUUGAUAAAAGGUAAAUACACAUCAAAUUAGGUCAAAUUGAUAUAUACAUAUUUACAGUUUUCAAAGUUUCUUCAAUUAUCGGCCAAAACAGUGUCUAUGUAUGAAGCAUCAUAUAGAUUUAUAGGGAGUUAAAAUUGAAAUUCUUUUGACUCAUUUUUUGAAAGCUUUUAAAUGUUUUGUCUUUGUUCAAAAUUUAAUCCUUAAGACUGAGGAAAACUAUUUUCGUGGAAAAAACAUACUUGGACGAGAUGUGUGAACAGUAUUUAUUUGAUUUUGAUUUUUUUUUUUUUU
Liolophura sinensis is the source of this 4983-nucleotide messenger RNA. RefSeq lists its product as uncharacterized. The coding region runs from base 1135 to 3771 and encodes 878 amino acids. Gene Ontology annotation, molecular function: structural constituent of muscle; protein binding. Lineage: Eukaryota; Metazoa; Mollusca; Polyplacophora; Chitonida; Chitonidae. The record is from RefSeq and is a predicted model, not a curated record. Gene Ontology annotation, cellular component: M band. Gene Ontology annotation, biological process: sarcomere organization; cardiac muscle tissue development. The transcript has 2 exons.